UGGAGGGUUGGGCAUGGUGUGUUUGGUUGUUUUCAUGGAGGCCGAGAAGCUCGACGCCAUCAUCGCCAGGAUCGAGCACAAGUCCCGCAAGAUCGAAAGCCUUCUCAAGCAAUCGAAGCCGGUGGAGGCUCUGAAGACGGCGCUGGAGGGAUCGCCACCGAACACUAAGGAUGAGAGAUGCAAGUCUGCGAAUUGGAUCGUUGUUCAUCGCGCAUUGAUGGCUAUAAAGGAUCUGGAUGGGAUGUUCUCUUAUUUGGAUCCUGAGUACUAUGACAUCCUCAUGAAGUAUUUGUACAGAGGGUUGGCAACUGGAGAUCGACCAACAUGCGAUCAAUGUCUAAAAAUUCAUGAAAAAUUGACGGAGAGAGCCGGAUUGGGAUGUAUCUUGCGUGCACUCGCCGACACUGUCAACACCGUAUAACAUUUGUUCGAAACCUUGUAAAAUAGUGUGAUGAUGAUCCACUGUGUUUAUUAUAUAGUGAUUUGAAGUGCUUUGUUUC
This is a messenger RNA of Dioscorea cayenensis subsp. rotundata (Guinea yam), 500 nucleotides long. RefSeq names its product actin-related protein 2/3 complex subunit 5A. Gene Ontology annotation, cellular component: actin cytoskeleton; Arp2/3 protein complex; cytoplasm. Gene Ontology annotation, molecular function: actin filament binding. The coding region runs from base 14 to 421 and encodes 135 amino acids. Gene Ontology annotation, biological process: Arp2/3 complex-mediated actin nucleation; regulation of actin filament polymerization. The record is from RefSeq and is a predicted model, not a curated record. NCBI's taxonomy places the organism in Eukaryota, Viridiplantae, Streptophyta, Magnoliopsida, Dioscoreales, Dioscoreaceae. The transcript has 4 exons.